Pseudopipra pipra is the source of this 1582-nucleotide messenger RNA. It is a transcript of the gene PRKAG1, whose product is annotated as protein kinase AMP-activated non-catalytic subunit gamma 1. The record is from RefSeq and is a predicted model, not a curated record. Gene Ontology annotation, molecular function: protein kinase binding; protein kinase regulator activity; AMP binding. NCBI's taxonomy places the organism in Eukaryota, Metazoa, Chordata, Aves, Passeriformes, Pipridae. Gene Ontology annotation, cellular component: nucleotide-activated protein kinase complex; cytoplasm; nucleus. Gene Ontology annotation, biological process: protein phosphorylation; regulation of catalytic activity. The coding region runs from base 77 to 1096 and encodes 339 amino acids. The transcript has 12 exons.
ACAGGGAGCCGGGCGGAAGUGGGGCAGGGAGCCGGGCGGAAGUGGGGCAGCGGCGCCGCGGGACGGAGCGGGGGCCAUGGAGGAUCCUGGCCCCGGCCCCGACCCCGGCCCCGGCCCCGGCCCCGGCCCGACCGCCGAGAGCCUGGCGGAGCUGAGCCCCCCGGGGCUGGAAGGGGACGCCCACCGCGGUGCCUACACGGCUUUCAUGAAAUCCCACCGCUGCUACGACCUGAUCCCCACCAGCUCCAAACUGGUCGUCUUCGACACGUCCCUGCAGGUGAAGAAGGCGUUCUUCGCCCUGGUCACCAACGGCGUCCGGGCGGCCCCGCUCUGGGACAGCAAGAAGCAAAGUUUCGUAGGAAUGCUGACCAUCACCGACUUCAUCAACAUCCUGCAUCGCUACUACAAGUCGCCCAUGGUGCAGAUCUACGAGCUGGAGGAGCACAAAAUAGAGACGUGGAGAGAGGUUUAUCUGCAGGACUCCUUCAAGCCCCUGGUCUGCAUCUCCCCCAACGCCAGCCUCUUCGACGCCGUGUCCUCCCUGAUCCGCAACAAGAUCCAUCGUCUGCCCGUCAUCGACCCCGACUCGGGGAACACCCUCUACAUCCUCACCCACAAACGCAUCCUCAAGUUCCUCAAGCUCUUUAUCGCAGAGGUGCCCAAGCCCGAGUUCAUGGCGCGGACGUUGGCGGAGCUGCAGAUCGGCACCUACAGCAACAUCGCCGUGGUGGGCACGGGCACCCCCAUCUACGUGGCCCUGGGCAUCUUCGUGCAGCAGCGCGUCUCCGCGCUGCCCGUGGUGGAUGACUCGGGGCGGGUGGUGGACAUCUACUCCAAAUUCGAUGUUAUUAACCUGGCAGCUGAGAAGACCUACAACAACCUGGACGUGACGGUGACGCGGGCGCUGCAGCACCGCUCCCACUACUUCGAGGGCGUCCUCAAGUGUUACAAGCACGAGACGCUGGAAACCAUCAUCAACCGCCUGGUGGAGGCCGAGGUUCACCGGCUGGUGGUGGUGGAUGAGAGCGACGUGGUCAAAGGGAUCGUCUCCCUCUCAGACAUCCUGCAAGCCCUGGUCCUCCCACAGGGCCCCUGAGGUGGUGGUGGGGGGGUUAAUUCCUCCCCUGGAGCCCCCCACUCUGCUCUCCUGCCACACUGUGCCCCCCCGGGCUGGCGGAGGCACCCGGGGUUGGACCCCACUCACCAGCAGCAUCCAGCAAUAACUCCCAGCCCUGGGGCAGCCCCCGCUGCCCUUCCCUGGGUGGGGGGAGCCCACGGUCCCCCCUGCACCUCAAGGCCGUGCAAGGUGCUGGGGGCAGCCCCCGACCCCCCUGGGGUCACCCACCUCCGUGCCAGGGCUGUUCCCAGUGCGGACCCUCGUCCCCAUCACCCUGCCCACCCCGGCCCCCCCCCAGGGUUUCACUGGCUUUGGUGAAACCCCCUCAGCUCUAUCUGGCCCAGGGACCCCCCCCCCAGCCCCAGGGGUUCCCCCCAGGCCCCCCCCAGGUCUCUCGGCCACAUCCCCACCUGCCACCGCUUCGUGUGUGGAGAAACCCCACCAAUAAACACAGACCUGGCACCA